UGUGGAGUUAAGAUGCCUUUGAGAGAAUAUGAAGCUUCAGGAAGCACGGUAAAGUACGGCCGUAUGGCGUGAGGUGCACAGCUAAUUCCUUUUGAGGCGCAGGAUAUCUCGCAAAUGCCAAGCAUGACCUUCCUCCAAAGCGCCGUUGCUACACGGCGCUUGCACCGCAAGUUGACCUCAGCUUCGACGCUGGUGCAGCGUUUCACGUUAGUAGCCAGAGCUUGUGCCAAUUCAACGUCUUCACAGUCACCGAAUGGCGGACCUUUAGCCGGAAUCAAGGUCCUGGAGUUGGGCCACCUCAUCGCAGCUCCGUUUUGCGGGUUUCUGCUCGCGUACUACGGUGCAGAUGUCAUCAAGGUCGAGGCGCCGGGCAAAGGCGACCCAUUGCGAGUGUGGAGAGAGCUAGAUGUGGACGGUGUUUCACCGUGGUUUCGAUCCCUGGCUCGCAACAAAAAGAGCGUGACUAUUGAUUUGCGUCAGGAGAAAGGGAGAGAACUGGUCCGUCAGCUCGCACUACAGUCCGAUGUCCUACUGGAAAAUUUCAAGCCGGGAAGAAUCGAGCGCUGGGGCCUUGGGCCAUCUGAUCUCCAUCCACAGAACCCAGGGCUCAUCUACACCCGCGUCUCCGGGUACGGUCAAACAGGUCCCAUGCGUUCUGUCGGCGGUUAUGCAUCCGUCUGCGAAGCUUUCUCAGGUUUUCGGUUCAUCAAUGGGUUUCCAGACGAGCAUGGUCGGCCAGCGGGCGCACCCGUGAGACCUAACAUCUCACUCGGCGACUCGCUCGCUGGCUUGCAUGCCGCUUUUGGAACCGUCAUGGCGCUACUUGCGCGGGGAAAAGCAGCGCCUGGGAGCAAGACAGGGCAGACGGUCGAUGUCGCGAUUUACGAGAGUGUCAUGGCCAUGCUCGAAGGGAUCAUCCCCGCAUACGACCGAUUCGGUGUCGUCAGAGGGCCUUCUGGCAGCUCUGUGACAGGCAUCGUUCCCACAAAUGUAUACGUCACAAAAGAUCCCUCGACAUACAUCAUCAUCGGCGCCAAUGGUGACAGUAUAUAUAAUCGACUGAUGACGAAGAUCGGCAGGCAAGACCUUAUCGGGGACGAGUUCAGAAAUAACGACGACAGAGUCCGAAAUCAAGAAACAAUUGAGAAUGCUAUCACCGCUUGGACUAGUCAGAUAUCUGCAGACGACGCCUUGCAAGCUCUUGCGGAAGCUGAAGUGCCGAGCGGCCGGAUCAACAGCGUCGAAGACCGUGAGUCGCACGCUUAGACCAGAUGGUACUCGAGAGCGAGUCAGUCCAUUGUCUGCAUCUUCACUUCCUCAUUUCAGUUAUGAACGAGCCACAAGUUCAAGCAAGGGGCAUGAUCGAGACCAUCAAAGUAACCUCCCGCAAGGUUGGGAAGAGUUGGGACUUGAAAGUACCGGGCUCAAGCCCAGUGUUGGAGUCUAAACGUGGUGAACAGUGGGCAGGUCCAGACUUAGGACAGCACAAUGUGGAGAUUCUGGGCGGCAUGCUGGGACUUUCAGAGGCUGAGCAGGAGGGGCUCAGGCAGGCUAGAGUCAUCUGACGAGCUCGUCACAUCAACUUCCUUGUCUUGCUCUAGAGGUUUUCGAAGGGACAUUCAUGCAUACAUAGGUGAUCAUUCCGAGAAAAUUUCACUUGCG
Messenger RNA from Tilletiaria anomala UBC 951, 1662 nucleotides. RefSeq names its product CoA-transferase family III. The record is from RefSeq and is a predicted model, not a curated record. Bases 124 to 1266 code for a protein of 380 amino acids. Lineage: Eukaryota; Fungi; Basidiomycota; Exobasidiomycetes; Georgefischeriales; Tilletiariaceae. Gene Ontology annotation, molecular function: catalytic activity. The transcript has 3 exons.